UCCCACGCCGCGCGCUGUCCGGACUCUUUAAACGUCUUUUGGAUUAAUGGAGACGACCUGAACUUUCUCCGAGUUUGAAUGAAAAAAAAAGCUCGUUUUCACUGUGAAAAAAACAAAAACAAAAAAAAAAACAAAAACACGCAGACACACAUAUGAAAGCAGAAUCCACGUAUCGGACAAGUGUGAAGUUCUUCCGACUCAGAAAUCAUCCACCUCCGCUCAGGGUGUAAAAUAUGGAGAAUGGAGCAUGUAGGAUGGCUGAUGAUGUGGAGGCACUUUGGGAGAAGGUGGAGUGCAAACGUUAUGAACUGAGUCGCACCAUUGCCCCAGCAAAGCUCACGCCGUACCUCCGCCAGUGCAAAGCCCUGGAUGAACAGGACGAGGAUGAGAUUCUCAGCUCCAUGCUGCUGGCCUCAAAAGCAAACCGCACAAGCCGUUUACUUGACAUCCUGCACAGUAAAGGAGAGCGGGGUUAUGUGGCCUUUCUGGAAAGCCUGGAGUUGUACUACCCUGAGCUAUACAAGCUGGUCACAGGGAAGGACCCCACACGGCGCUUCUCCACCAUCGUCGUGGAGGAGGGUCACGAGGGUCUGACCCAGUUCCUGAUGACUGAAGUGAUGAAGCUGCAGCAGCAGUCAAAGGUCAAGACCCUGCAACAGGCUGAGCUCUGCAGGAAAAACUGCACCCUGGAAGAUGAGCAGAAGAAACUACGGCUGGCCAACCAGGAACUACAGGCUUUUCAACAGAGGUACAACAAACUGAGAGAAGAGCGAAACACCUACAGUGACGAGUUGUUGCGAGUGAAAGAUGAAAACUACAAACUGGCCAUGAGGUAUGCGUCACUGAGUGAGGAGAAGAACAUGGCUGUAAUGAGGAGCAGAGACCUGCAACUGGAGAUCGAUCAGCUGAAACACAGGCUGAACAAGGUGGAGGAAGAGUGUAACAUGGAGAGGAGGCAGAGUCUCAAGCUGAAGAAUGAUAUUGAGAAUCGACCAAAGAGAGAGCAGAUCUUUGAGUUGGAAAGAGAAAAUGAGAUGCUGAAGAUCAAACUUCAGGAGCUUCAGUCCAUCAUACAGCCCGGCCCCUUGCCUGAAUCAGACAAAGCCAUAUUGGACAUUUUGGAACAUGACAGACAGGAAGCGCUAGAGGACAGACAAGACCUGGUCAACCGCUUGUACAAUCUCCACGAAGAAGUCCGACAAGCAGAAGAGCUACGAGACAAGUACUUGGAGGAGAAGGAGGAUCUGGAGCUGAAGUGCUCCACACUACAAAAAGACUGUGAGAUGUAUCGCAACCGCAUGGACACCCUCAUGAUCCAGCUUGAAGAGGUGGAGAAGGAGCGGGACCAGGCGUUUCGAGCGAGAGAUGAGGCCCAGCACCAGUUCUCCCAGAGCCUAAUUGACAAAGACAAAUACCGCAAACAGAUCAGAGAGCUGGAGGAGAAGAGUGAUGAGCUCCAAAUCGAAAUUGCGCGCAAAGAAGCCAAGCUGUUGACCCUGGAGUCUCGCCUACAACGGCUAUCCAAGGACAAUUUUCUGGAUUCGAGUCUGCCGAGGGACCUGCCUCCAGCCAUCAUCUCUCCGGGAGAGGACUUUAAACCUCUCCAGGGCCAAUCAGAAUGGUCCAGCGAUGAGUCACCAGAGGAGAAGUGCCCACCUGAAAAACCCCGCCUUGUACGGAGACCAAACAUCAAACCAGCGAACAGAGUUAAGUCUCCAGUCUCUGUACCCAAAGAGAUGCCGGUUAAUUCAGAGCCCACUCAGCCUCCUGUGCAAUCCUCCAAUGGAGUAGACUCUUUACACGUUCAGAUGCCAAACUCAAACAGAACCAGCAACUCCCGCCCUCCGGUUUUGAGUGCCCUCAACUCCCUGAACUGUCCACUCACCUCCAACCCCCCACCCCCCUUCACCAUAUCAGAGCAGCCCAACAGGCCAAAUAUGCUGCGCUGCCGUAAUGACAGCAUCCUGUCCAUACUUCCUGAGCCACCAGAGAUAGGUUCACUGUACCGCCGAGAGAGGGAGAAGGAACAUGACUUCCACCCAUCCAGCCUUUUGGACUUUGACAGUGACUACAUGGAGAUGGAAUUUGAAGACGAGCAUGGCCCUCCGUCUGUCCAUUCAUCUUCUUCCUCCCAUCAGUCAGAAGGGAUGGACACUUAUGAUCUGGAGCAGGUCAAUAAUAUUUUCAGGAAGCUCUCUCUGGAGAGGCCCUUCCGCCCGUCCCUUUCGUCCUUUUCUAGGAUCAGCUCCUCCCUCAAACAAGUGCAGGUCCUGACUUUUUCAGGUGACAACUUGCUGAAGGACGUCACUCUGGUUGGCGGCAACGACAGUGGCAUUUUCAUCUCGUGUGUCCAGUCAGGCUCUGCAGCUGAGAAGGCGGGGCUACGAGAGGGACACCACCUCCUGUUGCUUGAGGGGUGUAUACGGGGAGAGAACCAAAGCAUUUCAGUGGACACCAGCACUCAAGAAGAAGCUCACUGGAUGCUGCAGCAUUGCUCUGGACCUAUCAGGCUGCACUACAGAGCCAACUUAGAUGCUUACCAUCAUCUUCAGAGGGAUGUAGCUGACGGAACAGUGGCUUCUGGUGACUCUUUCUACAUUCGUGUAAACCUCAAUAUCUCCGGCCAAUCAGACAGCUGCUCUCUGAGCGUGCGCUGUGAUGAGGUGGUGCACGUCCUGGACACCAGGCACCGGGGCCGAUCUGAGUGGUUGUGUGCACGCAUGGACUCCUACACCGGCUCUGACCUGGCUGAGCGUGGCACUAUACCCAGCAACUCACGGGCCCAGCAGCUGCUCCUGGUUAAGAUUCAGAAGUUAGUGUGUCGAGGGGGGAAAGACGACAGCAAAAACCAUGGCAGCACAAGGAACAAUUUAAUGGUCGAGGAGACGAGCCCUUCACCUGAUCCUAAAACCAGUCCACGCUUAUCGAGAGCCGGCAUCUUCCUCACACAGAUUCUACAGUUUGUCAGCAGGGUGGAUAUCAAGUACAAGCGGCUGAACAGCAGUGAACGUGUGCGCAUCGUCAACUCAGGCAGCUCUUUACCCAGACAAGGCUUGGAGACGCUUCGACCUGAAGAUGCUGUAGAUCCAGACAGUGAGCUGAGCAGGAGCCUGAUUCCCUACAGUCUCGUCACCCCCCAGCGCACACAAAGGAGGAGACCAGUCCUCUUCACUCCCACCGCUCUGGCCAAAACCAUCAUCCAGAAAAUACUUAACAUGGGGGGAGCCAUGGACUUUAAUAUCUGCAAACCUGACACCUUGUCCAAAGAGGAGUUCCAUCUGAGACAGAAUGUGGAGCCCUUCAUUCACUACACAGAAAAACACGCCACAUUUGAAUGCAUCACCAGAGAAAACAUUGAAGCUGUGGCUACUAAGGGCAAACACUGCCUGCUGGAGGCGGAGCUGAGCUGCGUCAAAGACCUGUUGAGGAGAGAAAUCUACCCGAUCAUCAUCUACAUCAAGAUCUGUGAGAAAAACAUCAAGAAGCUGCGGAAGCUGCCGCUGCGCGUGGAGUCAGAGGAGGAGUUUGUGAAGUUGUGCCGGGGCCAAAGAGAAGGAACUGGAAGCCAUUCCCUGCCUCUAUGCCAGCUUGGAGCCCGAGGCCUGGGCGGGAACAGAAGAUCUCAUCAAGGUCGUCAAAGACCGAAUCCUGGAGGAGCAGAAAGAAGACUGUGUGGGUUGGAGCAGGACCUCCUAAUUAUAAAAACCUCCUCUGCUCAUCUGCAGUACUUGGAGGAGAAGGAGGAUCUGGAGCUGAAGUGCUCCACACUACAAAAAGACUGUGAGAUGUAUCGCAACCGCAUGGACACCCUCAUGAUCCAGCUUGAAGAGGUGGAGAAGGAGCGGGACCAGGCGUUUCGAGCGAGAGAUGAGGCCCAGCACCAGUUCUCCCAGAGCCUAAUUGACAAAGACAAAUACCGCAAACAGAUCAGAGAGCUGGAGGAGAAGAGUGAUGAGCUCCAAAUCGAAAUUGCGCGCAAAGAAGCCAAGCUGUUGACCCUGGAGUCUCGCCUACAACGGCUAUCCAAGGACAAUUUUCUGGAUUCGAGUCUGCCGAGGGACCUGCCUCCAGCCAUCAUCUCUCCGGGAGAGGACUUUAAACCUCUCCAGGGCCAAUCAGAAUGGUCCAGCGAUGAGUCACCAGAGGAGAAGUGCCCACCUGAAAAACCCCGCCUUGUACGGAGACCAAACAUCAAACCAGCGAACAGAGUUAAGUCUCCAGUCUCUGUACCCAAAGAGAUGCCGGUUAAUUCAGAGCCCACUCAGCCUCCUGUGCAAUCCUCCAAUGGAGUAGACUCUUUACACGUUCAGAUGCCAAACUCAAACAGAACCAGCAACUCCCGCCCUCCGGUUUUGAGUGCCCUCAACUCCCUGAACUGUCCACUCACCUCCAACCCCCCACCCCCCUUCACCAUAUCAGAGCAGCCCAACAGGCCAAAUAUGCUGCGCUGCCGUAAUGACAGCAUCCUGUCCAUACUUCCUGAGCCACCAGAGAUAGGUUCACUGUACCGCCGAGAGAGGGAGAAGGAACAUGACUUCCACCCAUCCAGCCUUUUGGACUUUGACAGUGACUACAUGGAGAUGGAAUUUGAAGACGAGCAUGGCCCUCCGUCUGUCCAUUCAUCUUCUUCCUCCCAUCAGUCAGAAGGGAUGGACACUUAUGAUCUGGAGCAGGUCAAUAAUAUUUUCAGGAAGCUCUCUCUGGAGAGGCCCUUCCGCCCGUCCCUUUCGUCCUUUUCUAGGAUCAGCUCCUCCCUCAAACAAGUGCAGGUCCUGACUUUUUCAGGUGACAACUUGCUGAAGGACGUCACUCUGGUUGGCGGCAACGACAGUGGCAUUUUCAUCUCGUGUGUCCAGUCAGGCUCUGCAGCUGAGAAGGCGGGGCUACGAGAGGGACACCACCUCCUGUUGCUUGAGGGGUGUAUACGGGGAGAGAACCAAAGCAUUUCAGUGGACACCAGCACUCAAGAAGAAGCUCACUGGAUGCUGCAGCAUUGCUCUGGACCUAUCAGGCUGCACUACAGAGCCAACUUAGAUGCUUACCAUCAUCUUCAGAGGGAUGUAGCUGACGGAACAGUGGCUUCUGGUGACUCUUUCUACAUUCGUGUAAACCUCAAUAUCUCCGGCCAAUCAGACAGCUGCUCUCUGAGCGUGCGCUGUGAUGAGGUGGUGCACGUCCUGGACACCAGGCACCGGGGCCGAUCUGAGUGGUUGUGUGCACGCAUGGACUCCUACACCGGCUCUGACCUGGCUGAGCGUGGCACUAUACCCAGCAACUCACGGGCCCAGCAGCUGCUCCUGGUUAAGAUUCAGAAGUUAGUGUGUCGAGGGGGGAAAGACGACAGCAAAAACCAUGGCAGCACAAGGAACAAUUUAAUGGUCGAGGAGACGAGCCCUUCACCUGAUCCUAAAACCAGUCCACGCUUAUCGAGAGCCGGCAUCUUCCUCACACAGAUUCUACAGUUUGUCAGCAGGGUGGAUAUCAAGUACAAGCGGCUGAACAGCAGUGAACGUGUGCGCAUCGUCAACUCAGGCAGCUCUUUACCCAGACAAGGCUUGGAGACGCUUCGACCUGAAGAUGCUGUAGAUCCAGACAGUGAGCUGAGCAGGAGCCUGAUUCCCUACAGUCUCGUCACCCCCCAGCGCACACAAAGGAGGAGACCAGUCCUCUUCACUCCCACCGCUCUGGCCAAAACCAUCAUCCAGAAAAUACUUAACAUGGGGGGAGCCAUGGACUUUAAUAUCUGCAAACCUGACACCUUGUCCAAAGAGGAGUUCCAUCUGAGACAGAAUGUGGAGCCCUUCAUUCACUACACAGAAAAACACGCCACAUUUGAAUGCAUCACCAGAGAAAACAUUGAAGCUGUGGCUACUAAGGGCAAACACUGCCUGCUGGAGGCGGAGCUGAGCUGCGUCAAAGACCUGUUGAGGAGAGAAAUCUACCCGAUCAUCAUCUACAUCAAGAUCUGUGAGAAAAACAUCAAGAAGCUGCGGAAGCUGCCGCUGCGCGUGGAGUCAGAGGAGGAGUUUGUGAAGUUGUGCCGGGCCAAAGAGAAGGAACUGGAAGCCAUUCCCUGCCUCUAUGCCAGCUUGGAGCCCGAGGCCUGGGCGGGAACAGAAGAUCUCAUCAAGGUCGUCAAAGACCGAAUCCUGGAGGAGCAGAAGAAGACUGUGUGGGUGGAGCAGGACCUCCUGUAGACCGGCAUGCUGCAGCAGUCUGUGCUUGAACCAAAACAAGUGCAUGCACAUCUAGAAAAACACAGAAUAACUAAGUACUAUGUGCUCCCCCUACAUUUAUGAUCAGAGAACACAUACAUGUAGAUACAAUAUGAUAAAUGUCUUUUCUAUAUUUAAUGUAAAUGUGCACCUUUUCUUGAAUUUAGAGAAAUAAACAGUCUUGAUGCCUACAAA
Messenger RNA from Thalassophryne amazonica, 6410 nucleotides. It is a transcript of the gene card11, whose product is annotated as caspase recruitment domain family, member 11. The transcript has 43 exons. The record is from RefSeq and is a predicted model, not a curated record. Gene Ontology annotation, molecular function: protein binding. Lineage: Eukaryota; Metazoa; Chordata; Actinopteri; Batrachoidiformes; Batrachoididae. Gene Ontology annotation, biological process: regulation of apoptotic process. The coding region runs from base 234 to 6197 and encodes 1987 amino acids.